Cucurbita moschata (crookneck pumpkin) is the source of this 555-nucleotide messenger RNA. RefSeq lists its product as uncharacterized. The record is from RefSeq and is a predicted model, not a curated record. NCBI's taxonomy places the organism in Eukaryota, Viridiplantae, Streptophyta, Magnoliopsida, Cucurbitales, Cucurbitaceae. The coding region runs from base 42 to 398 and encodes 118 amino acids. The transcript is spliced from 2 exons.
CCUUCCUCCUUCCGCCGUCGUCUUCCGUUACCGCCACCACCAUGGCUGCAACUAUGCCAAUGAAACCCACCACCAUAGCGGUCGUGAUUUUGCUGCUCGUCUCGACCGGUUGCGAUGCUUUUGCACUUACCAAACCACUUUUCAACCACACCCAAGGUCCCGGAAAACACGUCAUCGGAGACGAUAUCGACACCGAGUUUCUUAUGGAAUCGCAUAUUAGUAGGGUACUUGCGGAGGAGGAUGAGCUUAGGUUUGAAACCAUGAGGAGCCCUAACCCCAACAUUGCAUCGGUGGUCGACUGCGAACGACCGCCACGCUUCGACAGUUGCCUCGGCGAAGGAAAGAACAAUCCGCCGUCCGAAAACUGCGAUCCCUUCAAUCGGGCUAAUCCUUGUUGAUUAGAAUGAAAUGAAGAAGAAUAAGUAGAUAUGUUGUUUGGGGUUUACAGCAUUUUUAAGGAAUUAAUAAUGUAAUGAACACAUAUUUAGUGCUCACUAAGAUCGUUUACUUAUGUAAUAUGUUCGUUGAUGAAUAUCGUAAUGUUCUUCAUUUUUC